AUGGUGAUGGCUAAGGACCGCACCGAGUUCUACAUAGCAUUUCUCGUUGUUCUGAUAAUUGGGGGAUCGGUGUUACCAGCCAUUGAAGGACGUCCGGUCAAGGAGGGUAUAAGACCGUUGAACCAGUUAAGAGAUUCAUCUGUGUUCAAUGGAAGAAGCGUAAUAUCGUCGUUUAAACCAGUACAAGAUUUGUCGUGGUUAGCCACGGUGAAACAGUCCGGGCCAAGCCCAGGGGUUGGGCAUCAUCGAGCCAAGGGGUAUACGAAGUUUGGACGAGUCGAAGACUCUGGUCCUAGUCCUGGUGUUGGACACUAA
This is a messenger RNA of Microthlaspi erraticum, 315 nucleotides long. The record is from the annotation of a GenBank genome assembly. NCBI's taxonomy places the organism in Eukaryota, Viridiplantae, Streptophyta, Magnoliopsida, Brassicales, Brassicaceae.